Salvelinus sp. IW2-2015 is the source of this 1854-nucleotide messenger RNA. RefSeq names its product cytochrome P450, family 19, subfamily A, polypeptide 1b (gene cyp19a1b). Gene Ontology annotation, molecular function: aromatase activity; iron ion binding; heme binding. Lineage: Eukaryota; Metazoa; Chordata; Actinopteri; Salmoniformes; Salmonidae. Gene Ontology annotation, cellular component: endoplasmic reticulum. Gene Ontology annotation, biological process: response to estradiol; female gonad development. The record is from RefSeq and is a predicted model, not a curated record.
UAACCAAGCAACCGGUAAGUUGAUAUUCAAAAGCUUGCCUGUGAUUUAUCAGAUAAAAGAAUGCUGAUCAUCUUUAAAACCAACCAGGGGAAGAAACAGGGGCACAGCAGUGGCGACACAGGAGACGGACACAAACUGUAGCCAGGCUAGAGGCAGACUACUCUGGUGCAGUCCAGGAUGAGAACGGUAGUCUCCUUGAAGUAAGUCAGAAGACCUUUUUCCCUGGGGAGGAGGAGAUAAAACUUGGAAGGAGAAUAAUUAAUAGCAGAGUGCUCCAGCUGUCAUCAUAACACAGCAGCCUCCAGACCUCCUCGCUGUAAUGGCUACCAGUAUAGUGGAUGACACUAGCGUGUCUGGAGCCCUGCUGCUGCUGCUGCUCUGUCUCCUGCUCAUCACGACCCGGUGCCUCACUAACRCCUCACACAUACCAGGUCCUUUCUUCUGGGCUGGUCUGGGUCCAAUCAUGUCCUACUCUAGGUUCAUCUGGAGCGGGAUAGGAACAGCCUGUAACUACUACAACAAGAGAUAUGGGAGUAUGGUUCGGGUCUGGAUCAACGGAGAAGAGACUCUCAUUCUUAGCAAGUCCUCUGCUGUCUACCAUGUCCUGAAGAGUGCCCACUACACAGCCCGGUUUGCCAGUAAACAGGGACUGCAGUGUAUCGGGAUGGACGGGAGAGGUAUCAUCUUUAACAGCGACAUCCCACUCUGGAAAAAAGUGAGGACAUAUUUUGCGAAAGCUCUGACAGGACCUGGUCUGCAGCGGACAGUAGGGAUCUGUGUGAGUGCUACAGACAGACACCUGGAGCGUCUGCAGGAGAUGACUGACCCCUCCGGACACGUAGAUGUUCUCAACCUGCUGAGAUGCAUCGUAGUGGACAUUUCUAACAAACUGUUCCUCCGGGUGCCUCUCAACGAGAAAGAGCUGCUAUUGAAGAUUCAACACUACUUUGACACCUGGCAAACGGUUCUGAUCAAGCCUGAUAUCUUCUUCAAAUGUGGAUGGAUGUACAAGAAGCACCAACAAGCAGCCAAGGAUCUACAGGAUGUGAUGGAAAGCCUUAUUGAAACCAAAAGAAGAAUUAUCAGUGAAUCUGAAAAACUGGAUGAUGAUAUUGACUUCACCUCAGAACUCAUCUUUGCCCAGAACCAUGGAGAGCUGUCGGCGGACGACGUGAGACAGUGUGUGUUGGAGAUGGUGAUAGCAGCCCCAGACACUCUGUCCAUCAGUCUGUUCUUCAUGCUCAUGCUGCUGAAGCAGAACCCUGAGGUGGAGAUGAGGAUUGUAGAGGAGAUCAGCACUCUCAUAGGAGAGAAGGAUGUCAUGACAGUUGACUUCCAGAACUUCAGAGUGCUGGAGAGUUUUAUCAAUGAGUCCAUGAGGUUCCAUCCUGUGGUAGACUUCACCAUGAGGAAGGCGCUGGAAGAUGACAUCAUCGAUGGGACUAAGGUUUCCAAGGGAACCAACAUCAUCCUCAACAUAGGGCUCAUGCACAAAACAGAGUUCUUCCCCAAACCCAACGAAUUCAGCUUGGAGAACUUUGAUAAAACUGUGCCCAGUCGUUUCUUCCAGCCGUUCGGCUGUGGCCCCCGCUCCUGUGUGGGUAAACACAUCGCCAUGAUGAUGAUGAAGGCUGUCCUGGUGACGCUGUUGGCGCGGUACACGGUGUGUCCUCGUCAUGGCAACACACUGAGCAGCAUCAGGCAGACAAACAACCUGUCACAGCAACCCGUGGAGGAUGAACACAGUCUGGCAAUGAGGUUCAUACCAAGACAGAUGACCACAACCUAACCACAACCACUACUGACCACAACCACUACUGACCACAAUCACUACUGACCACAAUCACUACUGAC